AUGUCUCUCCAAUCCUUCCCAGACGAGAUCCUCCUUCGCAUCCUAUCCUACCUGCCAUCUCAUACUGAUGCAGCAGCACUGUCUCUACAAUGCCACCGUUGGCAUCGGCUUUGUGACAUGUCCAAUCGGCGUAAAUACCGUCGCAUAAAACUCCGAGAGCCAUUUGAUUUGACAGUGGCUUUUAAAAUGCUCCGAUCGAUCCUCAAAACUCCUCAGUAUGGGAGGUAUAUUCGCUACAUAGAGCUAAACCGAUCCCCAUCGCUAGAUUAUGGGUAUGUGCAUUCAUACACGGUCAAACCGCCACAAUGGCCCAUCCGACCAAAGGAUCAAGUCCGUCUAACUGCGGCGGUUAGGCGGGCCGGCUUUAAUUGUCCGGAGGAACAGGAGAAGGUGCUCAAUAUCUUACUACAGAGUCCGGGUAGCAUGCACCAUAAUGACCCACGAGUCCCGUUCCUCGCCCAGGCAUUGGCAGCAUUACUGAUCAGCGUUUCACCACUAUUAGAAUCAUUGAGUUUCUGCCCUGUCGGCCAGGAACCAUCGAAACUCUCAAAACUAACCGCCCAAGCCAAUGGAACUCCACUCCGGGAAUGUGAUUAUUUCUUUAAGCAUUUCCUAGACCGGGCGAACUGUAGCCCACAGGAGACCCUGCCAUUCCUGCAACAUCUUCGCCAGGUCCGAUUUCUUGUCGAUCCCGAUACAAGAAUCUAUCGCUGGUACUAUUACCAGCCCUAUGAUCUAUACGGCAGCUUCAACAUGGUACGCCGGCUCCCCGCAGUAGAAUCUGUCCGAGUGGACGCAAUUAUGAGCACGCAGAGCCCGAGUAUUGAGCCUCCACCCCGAUCUGCAAAUUACACCAGCAUUACCAUUCGGAAUUCCAAUGUAGAUUACCAGUAUCUAGUGCGGGCCAUUGAGUCGGCCAAACGGCUCGAAGAGUUUACAUAUGCGGUCGGUGGCCGAGGCUCGUCAGAUGGCAUGUUCAGCAUGUUCAGCCCGGAUCACGUCUUCCGGGCGCUUUUCCUGCACACCGAUUCACUGGUACAUCUGGAUUUGGAUGUGGAGGCCGAAACCCCACUAGCGGAGACAUUCGACCCUACCCUUGGACAAUAUUUGUUUGACGACAGCAAUGAUCGAUCGCCUCGAGCCCAGCAGGCCUAUCAGCAGGAGUGGGUAGAUGAACUCCAAAAGCUCCAACCGGAGCAGGGUGGUCAAUCAUCGCCUUGCUCUCUUCGUGGGCUUACUAAGGUGAAGAAUCUGAGUCUCGGAAUCCAUACCCUGUACUACCUGUCGCGAGGAAUCGGUGCUGAUCAGGGCGAGGAUGCAUCAUUUGCUAUUGUGGAUCAUCUCCCGCCAAACUUGGAAGCGCUUUGUAUCUAUGGGUACGAAAAGGGGAUGAAACCGCGGGUUGAGGGUCUUCCGGACGAUGUGUUCGAUAAGCAGUUGGAGCAAUUACUCGCUGAGAAGGAUGCCAAAUUGCCCUGCUUGUCAUAUAUCGAGGGGAUUGAUGAAUGCAUCGAAAAUGCGACCACCGUCAAGCAGCCAGCCACCAAUAAUGAGGAUCUGUGGGAGGAAGACACCGAUGAUGAAUGGACUGAUCAUGAAUAUGAUGAUUAG
Molecule: messenger RNA, 1611 nt
Organism: Penicillium vulpinum
Lineage: Eukaryota; Fungi; Ascomycota; Eurotiomycetes; Eurotiales; Aspergillaceae
Exons: 2
Coding region: 1-1611 (536 amino acids)
Molecular function (GO): protein binding
Source: RefSeq, a predicted model, not a curated record